AUGCGUAAGGCAUCCUCAACAGCCGUGAAUAUGGUGGAUAAAGCAUACUGGGGUGUCUUCCAAAUACCCUCUCUUUUUGCCUUAGUCAAUGCUGUGUAUAAAAAUCAUGCCAAGGAAAAUGUAAAGAGUGAAGAUCAAAAGCUUCUCGAAAGGUUUCACUCCAUGUUUAUGGAAAAUGGGCUUGAGCUGCACGGAGAUAAGCGACACCGAUUCCUUUGGAUCUCGAAUCGUCUAAUUGAGCUGCGAGUCGCAUUCAUGGAGAAUCUUAGCUCUGACCCUGGCUUUAUGUGGAAAGAACGAGAGCUAGAGGGGAUAGUCACAGAAACCCUGCAGGCAUUACCUAUACAUCCCUCGACUAACCAAAAGGGUAUCAAGCUUAAGAAGCCGAAUAUCACCAUGGUAUUGACUCGGUGUCACAUCGCUGAGACACGAAAAGAGGUAUUUCUUCGGAGCCAAAAUAUCUUCCCAGAUAAUCUUGAGAUAUUCAACGAGGCAGUUAUCCUUCGGGAUGAAUCUGCUCGUUUACUUGGGUUUUCAUCUUACGCAGCCCAGAAGUCGAGACACAAAAUGAUUACAUCCCCCCACAAUGUGGACCAGUUACUGGAUGAACUUUACAAUCACUUGCAACCCCUUGCGCAGAAGGAGUUAGAAAUGUUACAACAACUUAAAGGGGGAGAUAGAGAAAACGCGGAUCACUCUUCCUCACCUCUUUAUCUGUGGGAUUUUGACUACUACCAUGACCGUUUGCUACAAGAAAAGUACAACACGAAUCACGAGCUGAUUGCGGAGUACUUUCCCGCAGAGGUUACUGUUCAACGAAUGCUGAAGGCAUUUGAAACUAUUUUCAGCCUCUCAAUCACACCAAUUGAAGUCACCAAGGCGCAAGUUUGGCAUUCCAAUGUCCGAGUCUUUAGUGUGCGAGAUGAAGAAUUGGCUUUUCUAGGAUUUCUUUACCUUGACAUUUACCCUCGAGAGGGAAAGUACAACCAUGCAGCCAAUUUCAACAUUUAUCCUUCUUACACCGUGGGAAAACAGAAGCAACCAGUUGCCACCGCAUUAGUAUGCAAUGUCUCACAGCCAUCGCUAGACAAACCGGCUCUUCUACAGCAUCGAGAAUUGAUUACUAUUUUCCACGAGUUGGGUCACAGCAUACAUGAUCUCCUUGGAAGAUCCAAGUAUGCGAUCUUUCACGGACAUCGAACAGCUGCAGAUUUCGUAGAAGCUCCCAGCCAAUUGCUCGAAUAUUGGUGUUGGAUUCCCCAAUGUCUCCAGAUGCUUAGUUGCCACUAUUCUUACGUCUCUGAUACACAGUGGCCCUUUACCAUUGUGCAGCCUCCUAAGGAGAUUCCAAAAGAUAUGGUCCACAGCCUUAUUGCUGCUAAAGGCGUUAAUCAAGGAAUUCUCACUCUCAGACAACUUGCAUUCAGCAAAUUCGACCUGCAAAUACACUGCCCUUGUUCCCACGAUCUCAUUAAGUCAAUGCGUACUGGCGAGGUUUAUAACUCGCUCCUGCAGAAAAUGACACUUCUACGAGGCCCCGAGAAUAGGGUAGACUGGGGGAAUGGACAUGUUACUACUUCACACUAUAUGUGGGGUCAAGAAGCGAACUAUUAUUCCUAUCUCUACACCCGCAUAUUGGCAGCUGACAUGUGGCUUUCAAAUUUUCACUCGAACCCAAUGGGUCGUGAUGCUGGUCUCCGAUACCGAAAAAUGAUACUGGCACCUGGAGGAAGUCAAAACGAGAUGACGACGCUCAAGGAAUUCCUGGGGAGGUCGCCCACGCUUGACGCAUAUCUUCGAAAUCUCGGUGCUCGUGAAUAA
Molecule: messenger RNA, 1821 nt
Organism: Penicillium hordei
Lineage: Eukaryota; Fungi; Ascomycota; Eurotiomycetes; Eurotiales; Aspergillaceae
Product: M3 family metallopeptidase
Exons: 4
Coding region: 1-1821 (606 amino acids)
Biological process (GO): peptide metabolic process; proteolysis
Cellular component (GO): mitochondrial intermembrane space
Molecular function (GO): metalloendopeptidase activity
Source: RefSeq, a predicted model, not a curated record